Hibiscus syriacus is the source of this 1056-nucleotide messenger RNA. Its product is annotated as very-long-chain 3-oxoacyl-CoA reductase 1-like. Gene Ontology annotation, molecular function: ketoreductase activity. The transcript has 3 exons. Lineage: Eukaryota; Viridiplantae; Streptophyta; Magnoliopsida; Malvales; Malvaceae. The record is from RefSeq and is a predicted model, not a curated record. Bases 31 to 1020 code for a protein of 329 amino acids. Gene Ontology annotation, cellular component: endoplasmic reticulum.
UCACUUGGUGCUUCCACUUUCCAGCAUCAAAUGGCAAGCCAGACCCCUGGUUUCAUGGUGAUCUUCGUCAUCAGUUCACUAGGUUUCAUCACCCUUUGUAAACCAGUUCUCGGCUUCAUAAAAUGGGUGUGGGUCAUGUUCGUCAGGCCACCAAAGAACCUCCGACAUCACUACGGUUCAUGGGCUAUAGUCACCGGCUGCACCGAUGGGAUCGGGAAAGCCCUGGCGUUUCAACUGGCGUCCCACGGUCUAAAUCUACUCUUGGUGGGACGAAACCAUUUGAAACUCGAAGCCACCGCCGACGCCAUACGUGAAAGAUUUGGCGAACAAGUAGAGACCAGAAACGUCGUUGUCGACUUAGCAGAAACCAGCGGCGAAGAUAUAUUGAAGACGAUGGAGGGCGUUAUUGAAGGGCUGGACAUCGGAGUUCUUGUGAACAACGCCGGCUUGGCAUAUGAAGGUGCGAAGUUUUUCCACGAGGUGGAGUCGGAGGUGGUGGAGAGUAUUAUAAAGGUGAAUGUAGAGGCGGCGACUUGGAUUACUAAAGCGGUGGUUCCGAUUAUGGCGAAGAAAAAGAAAGGUGCAAUCGUCAACAUCGGCUCUGGUUCUUACGGUGGCUUCUGUUCUUACCCUUUAUACACCAUUUAUGCUGCUUCAAAAGCAUACCUUACAAUGUUUUCAAGAAGCAUCAACAUGGAAUACAAGAAAACUGGAAUCCAUAUUCAAUGUCAGAUUCCAUUGUUUGUUGCCACGAAAAUGACGAAAUUCAGGCGAUCUUCGUUGUUCAUCCCAUCAGCCGAGACGUUUAGCAAAGCAAGCAUACGGUGGAUAGGUUACGGGGAGCAUCUGUGUGUACCUUAUUGGCCACAUUCUUUGCAGCGUUUGCUGUUGAAAUUGUUGCCGGAUAGCUUCAAGGAUCGUUGUGUUUUCCUUUACUUUCUGGGGAUGCGGAAGAGAAUGAUGAUGAGAGAUUCUCGGAAACUAAGACCAAACAUCAACCACAACCACACAAAUACUUGAGUUAUUGGUCCCAUGUAGGUUUUAAUACGAGGAGAU